Syzygium oleosum is the source of this 558-nucleotide messenger RNA. RefSeq names its product signal peptidase complex subunit 1-like. Gene Ontology annotation, biological process: protein targeting to ER. The coding region runs from base 133 to 417 and encodes 94 amino acids. The transcript is spliced from 2 exons. The record is from RefSeq and is a predicted model, not a curated record. Gene Ontology annotation, cellular component: endoplasmic reticulum membrane; signal peptidase complex. Lineage: Eukaryota; Viridiplantae; Streptophyta; Magnoliopsida; Myrtales; Myrtaceae.
AGACAUAUUGACUUCCUCUGUGAAUCGCGCUAUAACAGAUUCCGUUUCCUUUAUAGCCCUCUCCAUUUUCAGACAAGAGAAGAAGCGUCCUCAGCGCCGUUUCGAUCUGGUCAGCUCUCACGUCGCACCAAGAUGGAUUGGCAAGGGCAGAAGCUCGCGGAGCAGCUGAUGCAGAUAAUGCUCGUGGCGUCUGCUGUGGUGGCAUUCGCGACCGGUUACACCAUUGGGUCUUUCCAGAUGAUGAUCCUGAUAUACGCAGGCGGCGUCGUUCUGACCACGUUGGUCACCGUCCCGAACUGGCCCUUCUUCAAUCGCCAUCCGCUCAAGUGGUUGGACCCGACCGAAGCUGAGAAGCAUCCCAAACCGCAGCCCCAACAGCCCUCCUCGAGUUCAAAGAAGAAAUCUUCUAAGAAGUAGGCUUGUUCUAGUAGUUUCCUCAAAAGUCUACAGCCCUGUGAUUGUUCUUUUGAGCUUUGCAUGAAUGGAUUUUCAGAGGAUAGAUGGCCGAGAUUGUCAAGAAUUUAGACAAUAUCUGGAAUAGAAAAUUUUUGGACUCAA